Gongylonema pulchrum is the source of this 297-nucleotide messenger RNA. Lineage: Eukaryota; Metazoa; Nematoda; Chromadorea; Rhabditida; Gongylonematidae. The record is from the annotation of a GenBank genome assembly.
AUGCCAGCGCUGUGGUUCGGCUAUUCUGAAUUGUGGCGUUUCCGGAUCUACGCUUUGAUUGAUGCAGAAUUUUGGCCAUCAUCGGGAGUAGAUUCGAAAAUGACACCUUUCAUCCAGGUCAGUGUGUUCUGGGAUCUUGAUAUCACCGCAGCAUUCGGCUCCAUAUGGGAAGGAAAGUGGCGUGAUUUCUUGUGCCCUAAGCCCACGACGGUCCCACUGCUGUAUCUUGUGCCGGGUCUUGGACCUACAUCGCGUGUGAACCUACAGCAAAUCCUGGACCUACAUCUCGGUUUAUAG